This is a messenger RNA of Lingula anatina, 1225 nucleotides long. RefSeq lists its product as uncharacterized. Lineage: Eukaryota; Metazoa; Brachiopoda; Lingulata; Lingulida; Lingulidae. The record is from RefSeq and is a predicted model, not a curated record. Gene Ontology annotation, molecular function: racemase and epimerase activity, acting on carbohydrates and derivatives.
UUCUCCACAGAACAAAUUUGCCGAAAUCUGCUCUUAAUGCGUGUGUACUAAAAUGAUUUGUUCCGGUUCAAGCGCUUUCGAGUUGCAUGUAGGAAAGCUAACAGAUAACAUUUUCCCUACUUGCGCUCACUCCAAGAGAGAGAUAAUGGAAUGGAAGAUUAUUCUUUUUGUAGUUCUGGGUGCGUCGAAAUACACGUCUGCAGCUUCCGCUCGGGUGGCAACCUGGGGCCCAUGGAGUCGGUUUACCCCGUGCAGCGUGACGUGUGGGGGUGGGACUAAGAUGCGGACGAGAGACUGUGAGGUGAAGCUUGUCUACGGGAGACGGGCGCCCUGCCUCAAGGCUAGUUACUGCGCUGGGGCGUAUCUAGAAAGUCCGCCUUGUAACACGCACGAAUGUCCAAAAGAAAAUACGCCUUCCGUGAGAUACGGGUCCGUCAUUAAACUGCCGCCAGAGAAUUAUCAGAAGUAUAAAGAGCUCCACGCUAACGUUUGGCCAGAGGUGUUAGACCGGCUUUCAAAGAGCAACAUACGAAACUACGUGAUCUACUACAGCAACGAGACGAGUCUUCUUUUCUCUCAUUUUGAAUAUAUAGGAACAAACUAUGCCGCUGACAUGAAAGCUAUAGCAGACGAUCCAAAAACUUUAGAAUGGUGGCGAAUCAAUUGUCCUCUCCAAGAAUCUUUCACUUGGACCGACUCCAAACAGUUGUAUGAGGGCGGGACAGGGAACUGGUGGGCACCCAUGCAGGAAGUUUUUCAUGACGGGCACUCUGCGGUGAAAUUUCUCUAGUUUAUGAUGGAAAAAGUGUAUUGAGCGAACUGUCACGAACUUAUUCUUUAAUAUAUGAUACGCAGUGAAUAGCGGAUAGUCUCAAUCACUAGAUUGGAAUGUUAGCAAAGUAACAAAAACAGUGAAGACAGGAGAGAAAACUUUGUUGGUGUUAUUCGCAACACUGUGAGGUUUCUUAUAUGUAAACCGUCUUUUUUAGAAUGGGCUCCCUUCUUGUCAUAUAUACAGUUACACGUACUAUAUAUAUAUGUCUCUUUGCCAAUAUUAAAGAAUUUAAUCAAAAUGUUCUAUAUGUUAUGCAGUAGAGUCAGUCUAAAUAAGAAAUAAAAACGUUCUGUUUGCAAAACGAUAUCCAGAAAUACAUUAUAUUAGAUUUUAUUUACUGUAAAACUCAUCCUUCCAAAGAUAGAACAUCGAAUAAAUGACUGAUUAACA